Seminavis robusta is the source of this 1534-nucleotide messenger RNA. The record is from the annotation of a GenBank genome assembly. Lineage: Eukaryota; Bacillariophyta; Bacillariophyceae; Naviculales; Naviculaceae.
GUUGCUGGCUUUAAAAUCCCAACGAAUCUUUUUGCAAAAAAAUGAUCGCGGCUCGAGAGCCUUACUAGUACCUCUGCCCACAACCAACAAUAACCACCUUCACAGAUAACAACUCGACUGAAUAACUCUGUCACUUGGUCAUCCAGCUCCUUGUCUGCUGCUUUUGUAGUCCUCUUACUAGCUGCUCACAACAUCUACUUUAUAAUUACUUCACCAUGGCGGAUAAUCCUAAUAGUGAUACCAGCAACCUGGAAGUGAACCAUGAAAAAUUCAAGCAAACUCAGGAUCAAAUGGAGACAAUCGCCGCGGAGAUUCGUCAAGAACAAGCACUGACAUCCGACCUAAUGCCGGUAUCUCAGUUGCGGGUCAAGGCCAACUACGAGGCGGGAAGCAAUUUUGACAAGGGAGUCUCCAUUCUGGAACAAGAUUAUCAAGGAGUACGGACCAUUCGAGGCGACGGGAAUUGCUACUAUCGAGCAUUUCUCUAUUCACUCUGCGAAAAGCUAUUCCAAGCCGACAAGGACGAACUGACACGCAUUCAGAAUUUUGCCAAAAACUCUGCCCAGAAGGUGGUGAAAGAAGGUGGAUACGAUGAAACAGCCAUUGAAAUCUUCCACGAAAGCCUGGUAGAUCUAAUCACCUCCAUUGUCGACAAGUCGUCCACGCAACAAGCUAUUCACAAGGAAUUGCUGGAAGAAAAUUCCACGAGCGACUAUUGCACAUGGUACAUGCGAGUCUUAUCGGGAACACAGCUCAAAGCUGAACCCGACAGAUUCUUGCCUUAUCUGGAAGAUGCAUACGUGGAUGUCCAUGUCUAUUGCCAAAAGGCUGUAGAACCAAUGGGUCAAGAGUGUACCAUGGUUACUUGCCUAGCACUGGCAGAGGCAUUCGAAGUCAAGGUCGCCAUUGUCUACCUAGAUGGUCACGACAUUCCAAGCAACAACAAACUUUCCACACACCAGUUUGGACCCGACAAUGCCAAAACAUGCUUGACUCUUUUGUACCGCCCAGGUCAUUAUGAUAUCUUGUAUCCGAAAUAGAAAGAAACCACGAAACGAAACAAAAAGCUGCCGCUCACCGUGAAACAGGGAAGCGAUGAAAACCACAAACUGAUUGCGGAAAACGAUUGCUAGUUCUCACGUCGACUGCCGGUUGUCUUUACCAACAAAUACAAUAGACACUUCUGAAGCUACUUGAUGCUUCGUACCGUAGUCUUUAUCUGCGUUAUGCUUUGUCACAUAGUUGCACUCAAAGCUAGAGACACCGUUACAGAAACCAAACCGUGGAUAUAAUAUAUUGCUACAAUUUGUUAUAAAUUCAAUGGUUGCUGCAGUCUGAUUUGUACUCUGACGUUUCGUCGUGUACAGCCUGACCAAGCAAGUUGCAUACUGUAGCUCGCCGCUUCAUGAUGAGCAGAUCAUCUUGGUUGCUCUAGUUUUUUGUCGGUGAAACAGAGCCGACAACCAGCCAGCGACCACAAAGGUAGGUAUUGAAAAGGGCCGUCUGCUAACAACCAGCGAAUGUACGCAUGGCC